Rhinolophus ferrumequinum (greater horseshoe bat) is the source of this 7286-nucleotide messenger RNA. RefSeq names its product ADAM metallopeptidase with thrombospondin type 1 motif 7 (gene ADAMTS7). Gene Ontology annotation, molecular function: metalloendopeptidase activity. Bases 160 to 5187 code for a protein of 1675 amino acids. Gene Ontology annotation, cellular component: extracellular matrix. The transcript is spliced from 24 exons. NCBI's taxonomy places the organism in Eukaryota, Metazoa, Chordata, Mammalia, Chiroptera, Rhinolophidae. The record is from RefSeq and is a predicted model, not a curated record. Gene Ontology annotation, biological process: extracellular matrix organization; proteolysis.
CGCCUCCGCGGCGGCUGGGGGGCGGGCCCUGCAGCCUUUGUUGCGCGCGGGCCGAGUCCAGCCGGGACCGGGAACAGCACGCGCGCGGCCGGGCAUGUCCUGAGCCAGAUCCAGGACCGGGCAGGAGUGGACGCGCGGACGAGCGCGCGGAGUGGCCGCAUGCCCGGCCCGGGCCCCCGCGACUCCUGUAGCCCCGCGCCGCUGCGCCCCCUGCUUCUGCUGCUCUGCGCGCUGGCGCCCGGCGCCCCGGGGCCACUGCCCGGUUUUCUCCCUGCAGGGCCAGCGGCCGAGGGCCGGACAGCGCUGGACAUCGUGCACCCGGUGCGCGUGGACGCGGGGGGCGCCUUCCUGUCCUACGAGCUGUGGCCGCGCGCACUGCGCAAGAGGGCCGUGACCGCGCGCCGGGCCGCGCGCGCCUUCUACGAGCUGCAGUUCCGCGGGCGCGCGCUGCGCUUCCACCUGGCAGCCAACACGCACCUGCUGGCGCCGGGCUUCGUGAGCGAGACGCGCCGGAGAGGCGGUCUGGGGCGCGCGCACAUCCGCACGCACGCGCCCGCCUGCCACCUGCUGGGCGAGGUGCAGGACCCUGAGCUGGAGGGUGGCCUGGCUGCCAUCAGCGCCUGCGACGGCCUGAAAGGUGUGUUCCAGCUCUCCGACGAGGACUACUUCAUCGAGCCGCUGGAAGGUGUUCCGGCCCGGCCCGACCGCGCCCAGCCCCAUGUAGUGUACAAGCGCCAAGCCCCCAAGAGGCGGGCUGAGCAGGGCCACUCCAGGGCUCCCGGCACCUGUGGGGUACAAGCGUCCCUGGAGCAGGAGUCCCGGCGGGAGCGCUGGGAGCAGCGGCAGCAGUGGCGGCGGCAGCGUCCAAGGCGUCUACACCAGCGCUCAGUCAGCAAAGAGAAGUGGGUUGAGACCCUGGUGGUGGCCGAUGCGAAGAUGGUGGAGUACCACGGGCAGCCGCAUGUCGAGAGCUACGUGCUCACCAUCAUGAACAUGGUGGCUGGCCUGUUCCAUGACCCCAGCAUCGGGAACCCUGUCCACAUCACCAUUGUACGCCUGAUUCUGCUGGAAGACGAGGAGGACGACCUCAAGAUCACACACCACGCGGACAACACCCUGAGGAGCUUCUGCAAGUGGCAGAAAAGUGUCAACAUGAAGGGGGACAGCCACCCACUGCACCACGACACCGCCAUUCUGCUGACCAGGAAGGACCUGUGUUCGUCCAUGAACCAGCCCUGCGAGACCCUGGGCCUGUCCCACGUGGCGGGCAUGUGCCAGCCACACCGCAGCUGCAGCAUCAACGAGGACACGGGCCUGCCCCUGGCUUUCACUGUGGCCCACGAGCUCGGGCACAGUUUUGGCAUUCAGCAUGACGGAAGCGGCAACGACUGUGAGCCUGUUGGGAAACGGCCCUUCAUCAUGUCUCCACAGCUCCUGUACGACGCGGCACCGCUCACCUGGUCCCACUGCAGCCGCGAGUACAUCACCAGGUUCCUGGACCGCGGCUGGGGUGUGUGCCUGGACGACGCUCCCGCCACAGACGCUAUGGACGCCCCAUCGGUGCCGCCCGGUGUCCUGUAUGACGUCAGCCACCAGUGCCGCCUCCAGUACGGAGCCUACUCUGCCUUCUGCGACGGCAUGGACAAUGUGUGCCACACACUCUGGUGCUCCGUGGGGACUACCUGUCACUCCAAGCUGGAUGCGGCCGUGGACGGUACCAGGUGUGGGGAGAGCAAGUGGUGUCUGAAUGGGGAGUGCGUCCCUGUGGGCUUCAGGCCUGAGGCCGUGGAUGGCAGCUGGUCAGGCUGGAGCGCCUGGUCCGUCUGCUCGCGGAGCUGCGGCGUGGGCGUGCAGAGCGCCGAGCGGCAGUGCACGCAGCCUGUGCCCAAAUACAAGGGCAAGUACUGCGUGGGCGAGAGGAAACGUGUCCGCCUCUGCAACCUGCAGCACUGCCCCACCGGCCGCCCCUCCUUCCGCCACGUGCAGUGCAGCCACUUUGACGCCAUGCUGUACAAGGGCCAGCUGCACACAUGGGUGCCCGUGGUCAACGAUGUGAACCCCUGUGAGCUGCACUGCCGGCCGUCGAAUGAGUACUUUGCCGAGAAGCUGCGGGACGCCGUGGUCGACGGCACCCCCUGCUACCAGGGCCAGGCCAGCCGUGACCUCUGCAUCAAUGGCAUCUGCAAGAACGUGGGCUGUGACUUCGAGAUUGACUCGGGCGCCACUGAGGACCGCUGUGGCGUGUGCCAAGGCAACGGCUCCACCUGUCACACCGUGAGCGGGACCUUCCAGGAGGCAGAGGGCCUGGGGUACGUGGAUGUGGGGCUGAUCCCGGCCGGUGCCCGUGAGAUCCGCAUCGAGGAGCUGGCCGAGGCUGCCAACUUCCUGGCCCUGCGGAGCGAGGACCCAGAAAAGUACUUCCUCAACGGUGGCUGGACCAUCCAGUGGAACGGAGAGUACGAGGUGGCAGGAACCACCUUCACGUACGCUCGCACAGGCAACUGGGAGAACCUCACGUCCCCGGGGCCCACCAACGAGCCUGUCUGGAUCCAGCUGCUGUUUCAGGAAAGCAACCCCGGGGUGCGCUAUGAGUACACCAUCCACCGGGAGGCUGAUGACCACGGCCUGGGCCCGCCACCCGAGUUCUCCUGGCACUAUGGGCCCUGGACCCAGUGCACAGUCACCUGCGGCACAGGUAUGCAGAGGCAGAUCGUGUCCUGCACUGAGCGGCUGGUAGGGCCUGUGGACGAGAGACACUGUGACCCUCUGGGCCGGCCCGAUGACCGCCACAGGAAGUGCAGUGAGGAGCCCUGCCCGGCCCGGUGGUGGGCAGGUGAGUGGCAGCUGUGCUCCAGCUCCUGUGGGCCCGGAGGCCUCUCCCGCCGGGCUGUGCUCUGUAUCCGAAGCAUCGGGCUGGACGAGCAGAGCGCCCUGGAGCCACCUGCCUGCGAACACCUGCCCCGGCCCCCUGCCGAAACUCCUUGCAACCGCGAUGUGGCCUGUCCAGCGACCUGGGCCCUGGGGAACUGGUCUCAGUGCUCGGCGACCUGCGGCCCGGGAGCUCAGUACCGCAGUGUCCUCUGCACCAAUGACACUGGUGUCCCCUGCGAUGAGGCCCAGCGGCCAGCAAGUGAGGCCGCCUGCCGCCUGCCACCCUGCCCGGGGGCCCUGGACGUGCUGGGUCCUGAAGGCUCGGGCAGCGGCUCCUUCAGCCACGAGCUGUACAACGAGGUGGACUUCCUCCCGCCCCACCUGGCCCCCCGUCCUCUGCCCCCGUCGUCACCUGAGUCGGCCGGCGGGGGCAACGCCAUCGAGGAGGAGGGCCCCGAACUGGGCCCACCGGGGCCCGUGUUCGUGGACGACUUUUACUACGACUACAACUUCAUCACCUUCCACGAGGACCUGUCCUACUGGCCCUUCGAGGAGCCCAGCCCAGACCCGGCGGGCACAGGGGACUGGACACCCCCGCCCCUGAGCAGUCCUGCAGAGCCCCCCACGGGCACCCCCGCACCGGCCUCAGAGCCUCCUGGGGCCGAGGAGGGGGCGCCACGAGAUGGGUCCCCUGCCCCUUGGCCCAGCCAGGCCGGACGCUCCCUGCCCCCACCUUCAGAGCAGACCCCGAGGACCCCGUUGGUCAACUUCUUGUCUGAGGAAGACUCCCCCGUGGGGGCCCCAGACCUCGGGCUCCCCAGCCUGCCCUGGACUCCUGCUUCAGUUGGUGGCAUAGCGACGCCUGUAGCUCCUGGAGACCAAGAUGAGUUCCUGGGCGAAGACUAUGGCCUGAGCCGGCCACCCCCUCCUCAGUGGGAGUGGACCAAUGAGGUUUCUGACGACGAGGAGGCCGUAGGCCGCCCAGGGCCCCACCUGCCCCAGAGCCCACUGUCCCCCGUGUCCACGAGCACCACCCACUCCUCUCCUAGUCCUGACACAGUCGAGCUGUGGACGAGCGGGACCAUGGCCUGGGAACCAGCUCUGCAAGGGGACCUGGGGCCUGUGGACCGUGAGCUGUGGCCCACCGUGGGGGGGCCUCCUCCCACGGCCUCCCUGCCAGAGGCCCAGGGCAGGGACAGCCCGCUGCAGCCAGGGGCACCCACCCCGCCACCCCCAGGACUGGCAGUGCCGGGGACCUUCCUCCUGACAGCCCCCACUGGUCCAGGGCACACACCUUGGGUGACCACUCUGAGUCCAGGAUCCUUGGGUCCCCCUGGGCCCCCCAGCCCAGAAGCGCCCCCGAGCUUAGUGCUGUUGUCCACACCAGCUGGUGACACUCCAGCCAACAGCAGCAGAGUCCCUGAGACCCAGACUCUGGACCCCAGCCUGGCCAAAGAGGGGCCCCCUGAGGACCUGCCACCAGCCAGCAAUGCCAGCUGGGAAGUGGGAAACUGGAGUGAGUGCUCCACCACCUGCGGCCUGGGUGCUGUCUGGAGGCCCGUGCGCUGCAGCUCCGGCCGCGAAGACGACUGUGCCCCAGCUGGCCGGCCCCAGCCCGCCCGUCGUUGCCACCUGCGGCCCUGUGCCACCUGGCAUGCAGGCAACUGGAGUAAGUGUUCCCGCAGCUGUGGUGGAGGUACCUCCGUGCGGGACGUGCAGUGUGUGGACACACGGCACCUCCGGCCGCUGCGGCCCUUCCACUGCCAGCCCGGACCUGCCCAGCCGCCUGCCCGCCGGCCCUGCGGGGCCCAGCCCUGCCUCAGCUGGUACACCUCCUCCUGGAGGGAGUGCUCUGAGGCCUGUGGCGGUGGGGAACAGCAGCGUCUGGUGACCUGCCCGGAGCCGGGCCUGUGCGAGGAGGCGCUGAGACCCAACAGCACUCGGUCCUGCAACACGCAGCCCUGCACGCAGUGGGUGGUGGGGCCCUGGGGCCAGUGCUCGGCCCCCUGCGGUGGUGGCGUCCAGCGGCGCCUGGUCAAGUGUGUCAACACCCAGACGGGGCUGCGUGAGGAGGACAACGAGCAGUGUGGCCAUGAGGCCUGGCCUGAGAGCUCCCGGCCGUGCGGCACCCAGGACUGCGACCUCUCUGAGCCCCCACGCUGUGAGCGCGACCGCCUGUCCUUUGGCUUCUGCGAGACGCUGCGCCUGCUUGGCCGCUGCCAGCUGCCCACCGUGCGUGCCCAGUGCUGCCGCUCCUGCCCCUCGCCCGGCCACGGUGGCCCCUCCCGCGGCCACCAGCGGGCCACCCGCCGCUGACCCCUGGCCGGGUGCAUGGACAGACAGACAGACGACUACCGACAGCCGCACGGACCUCAGUGCCCACCACCCCUCGCGCCCCAAUGGUGCUACCCGGGCCCCUGCCUGCAGCAGGCGGGGAACCCCUCAGAAAGGUAUUUUUUUAUUCUCACAGUUUGUGUAACACUUAUUAUUAUUAUACAUAAACGAGCACCUACCGUGUCAGAGCGCAGCCUGGUUUCCUCCUGGAUGGGGGCGUCAGGUCUGAAACCCCACGCCCCCCGUCCUCUGCCUGACAUGCCACCUUGUCAUGGGCUUCUCUGAGAGGCCAACAGGGAGGAGCGGACGAAGCAGCAGACGGGACCCAGGUGGGUGGGGGGCUGGAGGAGGCGUACACAGGGCCCCCGAGGCUGCGUACGGGGUGGGUGCAGCCUGGCAAAGGCCCGGGGGUGCUGGUCCCUGCUCAGACCCCCAGCCCACCAUGUCCCCUCUGAGGUCCUCGGACCCAUGGUUCACAGGGAAAGCCCCCCCGCCCCACACACACCAGCAAGGCCCAUCUUGUCAGCAGCAGGACCUGUCCCUGGGGGGGUGGUGGGGGAGCCCCAUGGGCGCGUCUCUGGCGCUCUGCUCCCUCUGCACCCAAGGGGCAGGGGCACCACCUGGGCUCUGACACCCCUGGGGCUGUUGCCGCUGCCCCCCUCCCCAGGGUGGAGGGAGAACACUGGCCAGCUCACUUGUCCCUUUCCUUCAUCUCCUCGGCGCCCAGGGAAGGGGCCAGCCAGUUACAGGUCUGCCUCAGGUGGCCUCUCCACCAGCCAACCCCAGGUGCUCGGCCCCUGCUGCACGGACCUGGGGCCCGGACCCUGGACCUGCCCCCUGCGCCUCCUGCAAACCCUUUUCCAUGGGGGGAGCCUGGUACAGAUGCCAGGGAGCAGACAGGCCUGGUGCUGGGAAGCGGCCUCGGGGGAGGCUGCAGCCGGGGCUCGUCUGUCCUCCGGUGGCCAGCCCCUCCGGGAAGCGGCCCCUGCAGGCCCCGGUCCUCACCUUCGGCUGGAGCCCUGGACUUGACCCUUUCAUAACCUGCUCCUCAGGCCUACUCCUGGAAGGUGUCACCCCCCUUCUCCAUGGCGGGCGCUGACGAUCAGGAGGUCCAGACCCCAGCCCCCACCGGGGACACCACUCGCACCCCAUUCUACGGUGUGUGCCACUCAGACUGAUGUUGAGUGCUGGUCCUGGAGGGCACUGGCCCUGGGCCACGUGGCCACUCAUGGCUGCAUGUGUGGGGACACUGAAAAUCACUCCUUGGGCCUUGAGACCAGGGCAGCACCACAGGCUGAAGCAUCAGCGUGUCUGUCCCAGGACUGGCCCCCACAUGGAAGGGGGGGCAGUGGUGCCCCAGUGGUAACAGUGCUGCUGCCCCCACUGCUCUCUGACCACAUGUCACCCCAUUUCAGACAAGAAGCACAAGGCUGAGAGGGAGGUGACGGGCCCACAGGCCCUGAGCCCCACCUCCCGCUGAGCUCUGCGCCCCCCAGACCAGGCAGGAAAAAGGCCCUGAGCAGGCCCCACGGUGGCCGGACAGAGGGCAGUCUGUCCAAGGCCACUCAGGAAAGCCAGUCACUGGGGAGCCUGCCUGAGUCCAAGGAUCACCUCACCAUCCAGGGCGGAGGGACGACAGGCCUGCUUCCUGUCUGUGUGCAGACGCCCGGCCGGCCCGGGGGGCCCUGGGGACCAGGCUGAGUAAUGGCUUCCAGGGCUGCCACUGUCACGGCCUCUCACAGGGACAGAGAGCCGGCCUCUGCUUCGGGGCUUCCGACCCACAGGCGAGCCCUGGGGUCCAGCCCCAGCUGUGCCACUGCCGUGGUGCUGGGUGGCCUCGGGAGGCCUCCGCCUGGCCGCAUCUCGUCCUGGGAGGAGCCCACGCCCCAGGUCCUCGCUGCUCGGACGUCUGGGAACCUCCUGGAGCCCUCCUCCCCCACACCAUGGGAGGACAUUUGGUCUUAAUCAUUCUCCUAUGUUUUCCGAUGGUGGGGGGUGGUGUCUCUAGUGGCAGCUGGGCCUGAGCUGUCAUCCCAGGCAGGAGGCAAACAACCCGUGACUCAGGCAGGGCAUGUCACAGC